AUGGCCGCUCCGCAGCAACCGUACGCGCAGCCUUUCCUUCAGUUCGUCUCCUCCUCCCCUGCACCGCUAGCGAGAUGGGACCAGUGCGCGCAUCCUUCCGCCACGCUCGCACUCUCUCCGCACCCCGCGCCGUCACUUCUCCCGCCGUUUUCGCAUAAGCCUUCCGCCUUUGCGUUCCCCCACACUGGACCCCCAGCCCCGACGGAUCCCACCGCGCACUUCCCCCAAUACGCGUCACCGCUUCCCCUUGACAAUCUCGAAGGUUUUCGUGCCUCCGUUCCCGCGUUUGACUCAUGUGCCCCCGCUGUAGGCACUGCCGCUACUGUCACGUCCGUCCAGCAAUCCCUCCCAGCGUCUCCCCACACCUUCGCCCUAGAGCAUCUCACGCGUAAGGAGGACAGACAAGCAGGUACCGUUUCCGCGACACUCCCCGCAACUGCCGCUGCGUCGCCGGCUCACGCCGACGGGCCGUCGCCCCACGCACAUCCCCCCGCACCCUUCCGCUUCACUUCUCCUCAAAACCAGCCGCAAAUUCCGCGUCAAAGCCCGCUGCAGAUCCCUUCCCAACCCAACCCCCUUCACAUGUCCUCCGCCCAUGCGCCCCUCGCUGCGUGCCUCCUUAACUCUCUCCGCGCCGGCCUUCCUUCCCUUCCAUCCCUUCCGUCUGAUCGCCCCGUUUUGCCCGCUCUUAAUCCGCUCGAAGUCUGGGCUGCAGCAACAGCGGCAGCGGCGGCGGCGGCGGCAGCGGAUCUAGUAGCGGCGGGGCACGGACGCAGCGAUCAGGCAUCAGCAGCAGCGGCUGGUUUUAGACUUGCUGGUGACAACCCUGAGGGAUUCUUUGGUAGGGACGGAAGAGGCGAGGGAUUCUGUGGGGGUGAUGGGGGUGGGGGUACGGUGUACGGGGGUGCGACGGGAGGGGGCGGCGGCGGUAUUGGUGUAUACGCGGGUGACGUUCUUGGAACAAGUCAGGGGCGUUCCGGCACGGCGAAACAGCCUGGCUAUCACGGCGCUCUUUCGUUGCAGAGAGCUGUUUUCGAGAGGAACCGGAACGCCAUGGACGGUUGUGGAACAAGGGAAGUGCUCCCUGGUAUCACGCAGAAUCAACUCCAGCAGUCGACUCAGCUGCUGCUGCGACAGCAGCAGCAGCAGCAGCAGCAGCAGCAGCAGCAGUUGGUGCAGAAUUCGUUUCUCGCGCACUUGCUUCAGAGGGGAAGCAGUGCUUCUUUCAACCCCUCACCGUGUGUCCCCGCCUCCGCCGCUUUCGCAGCAGAACCAACGGCUGCGCCCCCGGGGCUAGUAACAACGGGCGUGGACGUUGGGACUGGGUCCGGGACACGGACUGGCGUUGAAGCCGCAGAUUUCUUUUCGGUGCCAGCAGCACCGCAACCUGUAUACGAUGUUCACGGUACCCAUCAGCAGCAGGGCUAUGUGAUUCACCAAGACUUCCAGCAGCAGCAGGUAGAACAGCAGCAGCAGCAGCAGCAGCAGCAGGCGCUGCAGGCUUGGGCGGGACUGGGAUCUGGAGAUUUCCGCGGUUCCGCAUCUAACGUCCAUACUCUUGGCCUUUUCCCGCAUGCGCAAUCCGCACUACCCCCAAACGGUCCCGCGCACGGCGCUACCUUUCCGCCAUCCACACCUCUCGCUUCCCCCGCGCCUGCUGCCUUCCUCCCCGCGCAGAAUGCUCUCCCCGCCGCGCUGACCCCGUCUGGCGCGCACACCGUGUUCCCCGCACUUGUUGUGCACUCCCCCGCUCAUCCCGCCGCGCACCCGCCGGCGCAUCUCCCCGCGGAGCUGCCCGCGGCCGGUGCGCGGACAAGCCUCGCGCCGUCCAGACCGCCUGUCCCGGAUAUGGGGCACGCUGUGGGGCAAGGGGAGUGGGAAGUGGGCGAAUCAAUAGGGGGCGGCUGGUCUCACGAUCGCCCUGAAGAGCCACGGGCAAAGCGGGCGAGGGGAACGGCGGGCGAAGGAUUGGUUAGAGACGGAGGGAUGGGAGAAGGGCUGGGCCGGUUGGAGAUGGUUCGUAAAUGGUCCGGAGGACUUGGGAAGAAAUCAGAGCAGGUGGCCUCGGUGGCAGAUGAUUUCAAGGCCGGUGAAGUGUCCUGGGAGGAAAGCUCAGGCGAGAACAGUGACUUAGAGGAGCCUGUAGAAGUGUUCAGGGGGGGGUUGCAGCAGCAGCAACAGCAGCAGCAGCAUCAUCAAUUUCCGUUUUUCGCGGACUUUCAGGGUACUUAUAAUCAGGAGCAGCAGCAGCUUGCAUUCCAGCCGUCGCCGUCAUCGCAGCUGUUGCAGCAGCAGCUGGGGGGGGAGAUGAACAUGCAGCAGAGUGGAUUCCCGCCCGUGCCUCGAUCUGGGAUGGUUGGCCGCGGAGGCCCCAAGCAGCCGAGGACUGUGGCAGAGAGGAAGCGGCGCAAUGGGAUCAGUGUGCGGCUGCAGCAGCUGAAGCAGGUGUUGCCGCAGGGGCAGUCGCGGAUGACUAUGGAGGCAGUUCUUGGGCAGGCAUUGGAACUUAUAUCGGAGCUAAAAGGCCAAGUGCAGGUGUUGGAAGCGGAUAAGGCCACUCCCUCCCCUCCCCUCCCUUCUUCCCCACCCCUCUUUGCCCGCCUGCAACACGUUUCCCUCGUCGUUGCCCUCUCUUCUGCAUUCCUGCCUGCCUGCCUCUUACCUUUGCUGAUAUCGUAUGUCCCUCCCACUCCCCUUCCCCUCUCCUCCCCCCCGCUCCCGUCCCCUCCGCGUCGCUCCCUUCCUCUGCACCUCCCGCGCCCUUCUUCCCCCCUCCCUUUCCCCCAAGCAGGGGCGCAGGGCGGAACAGCCAUCCACCAGGCGGCGAGGAAGGGCCUGGAUCAGACAGUGCAGCUUCUGCUGGACUAUGGAGCGGAUCCUCUGCGCGCCAACGACAUAGGCAGGCGUGCGCUGGACAUAGCGUGGGAGCAGCACCGCCCCACUAUGGCGCGCAUCAUAGAGAACCGUGUGGCGCUAUACGUUGGCUUUGUGCGCCAGCAGCAGCUGUCCGGGCCAGCCUUCUUGCAGGCGCUCGUGCCUCAGUGGGUCUCCAAGAAAGUGUGGGUGGCAGUGGUGCCGGGAUCCCAAGGCACCAACGCACGGCAGCGACUCAACAUCUAUGCUUCGCCGUCGGCCCCCACGGCAACGGAGGUGUUGCUGCACCACUGCCGUGUGUACCUUACCAAGCAGGACACGCACGACCCUGUGCUCGUUAUAGAGGACAUGCAGAGAGGUGCGUGCGUGCACAGGGGUGUGAGGGGAUGCAGGGGGAUGUGGAUGGGUGCAGUGGGUCUCUGUUGUCUGUUUCCUCACUGGUUUUCUCUCCCUCCCUCCCUCCCUCCCUCCCUCCCUCCCUCCCUCCCUCCCUCCCUCCCUCCCUCCCUCCCUCCCUCCCUCCCUCCCUCCCUCCCUCCCUCCCUCCCUCCCUCCCUCCCUCCUCCUUCCCUCCCUCCCUCCCUCCCUCCCUCCCUCCCUCCCUCCCUCCCUCCCUCCCUCCCUCCCUCCCUCCCUCCCUCCCUCCCUCCCUCCCUCCCUCCCUUCCUCCUUCCCUCCCUCCCUCCCUCCCUCCCUCCCUCCCUCCCUCCCUCCCUCCCUCCCUCCCUCCCUCCCUCCCUCCCUCCCUCCCUCCCUCCCUCCCUCCCUCCCUCUCUCCCUCCCACCCCUCCCAAUGAUCCGCAUGUGCGGCCACCCUCGGGACAGCAGCAGCAGCAGGGGAGUCAACGAGACAGCAGCCGUCAGUCAGCUGCUGGCAGCGGUCCCAGUGCCACUGCUGGAUCAGACAUGGGUGGAUGGGAUGCUGCCCCCCCGCCUCCCACAGCAUAUGGUGGCUGGGACUCUGGGCCCUCCACUUCCAAUCACCCUCAUCCCUUCUCUCCCGCUGCCGCUGCUGCUGCAGCAACAGCAGCAUCAGCUACUGUUGGUGCGAGUGUGUCGACUGGUUCCCGCAGCGGUGAUCGGUCCAUGGGAAGCAGUGUUGGCGACGGUGCCGGUGCUGGUACCGGUGCUGGUGCUGGUGCUGGUGCCGGUACUGAUGCUGGUGUUGGUGCUUCGGAUUGGGGUUCCUCGAGCAGCAACGCAGAUAGCUUCGGUGGCUGGGGUCCUGCUAAUGAAUCUCCUGCCCCAAAUCGCGCUCCCCCUCCUCAAACUGCCUCAGCAGCACCACCCGCAACUCCAGCAGCAGCAUCAGCAGCAGCAGCAGCAGCAGCAGCAGCGGCAUCAGCAGCGCCGGUUCUGGUGCAGGAAGGGCAGUACCAGCCGCUACCGGUUGCCACUGCUUCGUCUGCCCCUAUCCCCAUGCCCUCUCCCCGCGCUGCUGCAGACACGGCCCCCUCUGCUCCUCCUCUCUCGCCCACUCUUGCCGCGUCGCCUCUCGCUUACCCGUCCAUUGACACCACCCCGGUUUUGGUGGACUACGGACUUCCAGCAUCAGCAGUGGCAGUUGCAGAAACCGCUGCAGGAGCGGCAGGAGCAGCAGGAGCGGCAGCAGCGCCACCAGCAUCGCCCAAGGUGGAGCUACACCCGUCGUACGACCCGGCGCGCGUGCAAGCGGAGUUGAAGCGUGCGGAGAGUAACGUUGGCACGGGGGGCGGCCAAUGUGUGAUCUGCUGGGAUGCGCAGGCUGAGGCGGUGUGUGUGCCGUGCGGGCAUGUGGCCGGGUGUAUGGAGUGCCUGGGCGAGGUGAAGGGCAAGGGGUGGGGCUGCCCUGUGUGCCGUGCGGAGAUUCAGCAAGUGGUGAAGCUGUUUCACGUGUAA
Molecule: messenger RNA, 4752 nt
Organism: Closterium sp. Naga37s-1
Lineage: Eukaryota; Viridiplantae; Streptophyta; Zygnematophyceae; Desmidiales; Closteriaceae
Source: the annotation of a GenBank genome assembly